Molecule: messenger RNA, 267 nt
Organism: Paramuricea clavata
Lineage: Eukaryota; Metazoa; Cnidaria; Anthozoa; Malacalcyonacea; Plexauridae
Source: the annotation of a GenBank genome assembly
AUGCCACAACCAAAUGAGUGGUUGAAUCAUUUUGAAACACUUCAUUCUGAACACCACCUAAACAAAGAACAGAACGAAAUCAUUGAUUGUCUAAAAAACUACGAAAAAAUCAAAGACAACUUGACUGAACUUGAUGGCAUCAUCACAGAAGAAGAAUUGAGAAAAGCAGCUAAAAACCUAAAGCCCAAAAAAGCUGCUUAUAAUGACAAAAUCAGAAAUGAAAUGAUUAUAUCUAGUAUUGAAACUCUCUCGAAAUGUUUUAUGAAA